This is a messenger RNA of Manis javanica (Malayan pangolin), 784 nucleotides long. It is a transcript of the gene RAMP2, whose product is annotated as receptor activity modifying protein 2. Lineage: Eukaryota; Metazoa; Chordata; Mammalia; Pholidota; Manidae. Gene Ontology annotation, molecular function: coreceptor activity. The record is from RefSeq and is a predicted model, not a curated record. Gene Ontology annotation, biological process: receptor internalization; regulation of G protein-coupled receptor signaling pathway; protein localization to plasma membrane. Gene Ontology annotation, cellular component: signaling receptor complex; membrane; cell surface.
AUAGGCGCCCCCGCCCGGGCCGGCUCAGCGCCGCCGCCCCUCCCCGCCUGCUGGCCGCGCGAUGGCCUCGCUCCGGGCAGAGCGCGCCGGCGGCAGCCCGUGGCUCCCUGCAAUCCGCGCGGGGCGACCAGCGGCGCUCCGCCUCCUCCUCCUGCUGGGCGCUGUCCUGAAGUCCCAGGAGUCCCUGGCUCAGCUUCUUCCCACCCCAGGUAGCAUGGAGUCAGAAGGGAAAACAGUGGAGGAGAUCUAUGAGGCAAAUGUCAAUUUUUGCUGGGAAGAAUAUAAGAUUAAAAUGGACUCUAUCAAAAAGGAUUGGUGCGACUGGGCCAUGAUUAGCAGGCCUUAUAGCAACCUUCAGUAUUGCUUGGAGCAGAAUGCAGAAAUGUUUGAUCUGGGAUUCCCCAAUCCCUGGGCGGAACAGAUCAUCUUUGAGACUCACCAGAUCCACUUUGCCAACUGCUCCCUGGUGCAACCCACCUUCUCAGACCCCCCAGAGGAUGUGCUCUUGGCCAUGAUCAUAGCCCCUAUCUGCCUCAUCCCCUUCCUUGUCACCCUUGUGGUGUGGAGGAGUAAAGACAAUGAAGCCCAGGCCUAGGGUGGCAUGAGCUUUUCUUGGCAGCCUUUUACUCCUUUCCUCCUCCACCACCAGGUCUCUCUCCUCCCGGUCCUAUCUCCUCUUCUCACUUGCCUACCACAGAACCUUGGACUGAUGGAAAUGGAAGCCCGGUGGGGCCAUGGCACAAGUCUGGAAUAUUCCAAAUAAAAUUAUUUUUGGUACCAUCUC